This is a messenger RNA of Emiliania huxleyi CCMP1516, 540 nucleotides long. RefSeq lists its product as hypothetical. Bases 1 to 540 code for a protein of 179 amino acids. The transcript is spliced from 2 exons. Gene Ontology annotation, cellular component: membrane. Lineage: Eukaryota; Haptophyta; Isochrysidales; Noelaerhabdaceae. The record is from RefSeq and is a predicted model, not a curated record.
AUGUGGGAGCAGCUCGCACGCACUUCGGCGGGCACGCUGAUCGCGUACAAGCUCGCCACGGGUGGCCUCAAGCGCGGCUCGCUGCAGAGGGACGGGGCGGCGGCGGCCUUUGUCGUCGGUCUGCUCUCCUUUAGCUGCUCAAUACGGUGCGGCGUCACGCUGCUGUUCUUCUACAAGAGCGGCUCGAUGCUCACGCGGGUGGGCGCCGACGUGAAGCGAAAGGUGGAGGAGGGCUACGCCGCCGAGGGUCAGCGCGGCGCUGCCCAAGUGCUCGCCUGCAGCGCGGUCGGCGUGGCGGCAGCCGUCCUGAGGCGCGCUCUCGUCGGUCCCGACGCGCCGCUCGACUUCUCCGACCUCGCCUCCGCUGGCAACCGCCUCACACUCGCGUACGUCUCGUUCUUCGCCUGCUGCGCCGGCGACACGUGGGCGAGCGAGCUCGGGGUCCUCUCCGCCUCGCCGCCGCGCAUCAUCACGCAGCCGUGGAGGACGGCCCCGGCGGGCACCAACGGCGGCGUCUCAGCGCUCGGCGCGCGAUUCUAG